Hydatigera taeniaeformis is the source of this 1593-nucleotide messenger RNA. Lineage: Eukaryota; Metazoa; Platyhelminthes; Cestoda; Cyclophyllidea; Taeniidae. The record is from the annotation of a GenBank genome assembly.
UGCUCAGUGGCUGAGCGUCGGCUUGAAGAGAGCGGAUUUCGCACUCAAGAUCUUACCAACGAGCUACGAGAAAAUCAAGACGUUCGCUUCCAUUUGGAAAGACAAGUCAAAACGCUGACAGAUAAUGUUGACCGACUUAAAUCCAAUGUUGAGCGAUUGCGGGAGGAGAAUGAAUUACUCAAGAAUAACAUCGAUCUGGCCAGUAAGGAUAAAACAAAACUGGAGGCACUAAUAGAAGACCUCACUGCAUCCAACCGUCAGCUUGUUAGGGAUCGCGAGGAUGUUACACAUCGACACAUGGUGGCUCGUGAAAGAAUUGCCGAAUUAGAAGCUGAUGUACGCUCGACCGAGGCUGAUUUGAAGCGCCAAACUGAAGCUGCAAGUAAGGAACAUCAAACGGUUGCAGACUUGCGAAGACAAAAUGAAACCAUGAGGCAGCGAUGCGACGACAUGGAUACUGAGUUGACGGAAACCAUGAACAAACACCGCAAUAUGGAGGAGCGAUUUCACCAAGUUGAAAUGAGGGCAAAUCAGCUGGAGAGGGAGCUACGCCUCGAACACGACGACUACCUUCAGGUCAGAUCUCGAUUGGAGGCUACAGAGGAACAAAGAGACGCAGAAGAGGCUAAUCGCAAACUCAUGGCUCAGCGUAUUUCUGACCUGGAGGCUCAAUUAACCUCUCAAUUGCUGGAAAUCAAGGAAACACGCAGCGCUCUCGAUGCGAAUGCUCGUGUGCUCGCUCGCAAAGAGGAACAGCUUAUGGCAAGCUUACCUUAUUUAUUUCCCUUUGCAAGUCAGGCAGCUGAGCAGUCACUGAGGGGUGAAUUGGCAGCCGCACAAAGCAGCUUGCGAGAAAGCAGGCGAGCACUGGACGGUGGAGAACAGGAGAGUGCUAGAAUCAGGGAUGAACUCUCGUCUGCCAUGAGGGAUCUUCAGCGUCUUCAAACUGAGCUUCAUGAGACUGCAGAUGAACGAGAGUCACUUAAAGCUCGAGCCGACAGCUACCUUUCGGAGUUGGCACGACAGGAGCGUCUACUGGGUGAAAGAGCAAGGGACCGCGACCUCCUUGCAGAGCAGUCACGCGCAGCGGCUGAAGACGCGGAUAUGUGGCGCACACGAUGGACGGAGGCCGAAGCAGCCGCGGCAACCGCGCGACUCCACAGUGACGAGAGCGCCGCUGAGGUGGUUCGCCUGCGGGAUCUCCUCGAGGCGCGGGAACGCGAGCUCUCCCAAUGCAAGACUGCUCUCGAAAAGGCUGAGAAUCAGAUUCAGAAUCUGAACCAGCAGGUAAGUGAGGCAACAGAGGCAGCGGGCCUAGCACGAGCAGAGGUAGAGGCACUGGCGGCGGAGGUGUCGCGAUUGCGUGACUCUUUGGUUCGGGCAGAAGCUGUGCGAAGUGCAAAGGAGCAUGAGGCUGUGCAAUUACGCGUAGAAGCGGAAGAUGCACGCGCAAAACUGCAAUCUACGGAGGCUGCACUUCUUCAAGCUAAUGAAAAUGCGGUCGCUGAACGUGAAAACGCACGCAAUGCUAGCCUUUUGCUCCAGUCAGCCCGCGAGAAGGAGCAUUCAGCCUCCAUAGAGGCCCAGGUAUGA